AUGAACACAAACAAGGUGGUUCAAAAAACAAAACAAGCAGCCACACAUUCCCCUCCUAUUAUUACUCAACACAACCAACAAGAAAUGAUCAAGACUUCUUUUCACAAUCAUCUGCCCUCUGUAACUCCUCACAGUUAUGAUAUUUCUCAAUCACCUCCACCUCCAUCAUCAGCAUCAAUACAUGCUUCAGGGAUGCACCUUGCUUCUCUUUCUCGCUAUGAUACAUCUUCCGUGCCAGCAUCAUCAUCAUUCGACAGAACCACUCAACAAUACAAUUAUCAUCAUGCUGCACAACAACAACAGUCAUAUGACAUGACCAUGCAACAACAAUAUCAGAGGGAACAUGUAAAUUUGCAUCAGCACAGAUAUCAUCCUUAUCAGCAGCGAAACCCCAUUAGUCCACCUUCUCCACCACGUAAUGCACACAGAGGCGGAUUGGAACUCCAUAAUUGUAAUACUGAUGCUAGUGGCAGUAGUAAUGGUGGUACUAGUAGUGGUACAGCACCAAUGCAUGUGUAUUCGAAUCCUCCUUCACAUUAUCAUCACCAUGUAAAUAAUCAGAAUUUUCGAGCAUCUCCAACAAGUAAUAAGAAAAGUCCAAUUUCGAGUGAACAGUAUGAUACAUGUUAUGGUCAAUCACAUGAUGUACACUCAACAGCUCAACAACCACUUGUAUCAAACAAUAGAAAGAAAAUUCCAAACCGAUCUUCAUAUGAAACACAUGUAUUUAUGAAUGCUCCUUCCAUAAUAGCAACUUCAAAUUCAACAACACAACCAACACCUCAAAAGAGAAAGAAUGUCAUUUCCAAACAAGAAAUGAUUAAAGUGUUACAUCUUCCUCAAACACAGGCUAGUUCAAUACUUGGAUGUAGUUUGUCAACACUUAAAAGAAGAUUUUAUGAACUGAAAGAAGAAUUAGGUAAGUUUUGA
This is a messenger RNA of Naegleria gruberi, 930 nucleotides long. RefSeq lists its product as uncharacterized. The coding region runs from base 1 to 930 and encodes 309 amino acids. The transcript has a single exon. Lineage: Eukaryota; Heterolobosea; Eutetramitea; Acrasida; Naegleriidae. The record is from RefSeq and is a predicted model, not a curated record.